Molecule: messenger RNA, 2126 nt
Organism: Capsicum annuum
Lineage: Eukaryota; Viridiplantae; Streptophyta; Magnoliopsida; Solanales; Solanaceae
Product: fumarate hydratase 1, mitochondrial
Exons: 18
Coding region: 345-1817 (490 amino acids)
Biological process (GO): tricarboxylic acid cycle; fumarate metabolic process; malate metabolic process
Cellular component (GO): mitochondrion; tricarboxylic acid cycle heteromeric enzyme complex
Molecular function (GO): fumarate hydratase activity
Source: RefSeq, a predicted model, not a curated record
GGGAGUAACAAUAUUAUUGAAAGGUGUGCCGUUGUGACAUUUUCGGAUUCCAUUUGUUGCUCUCUGCAUUAUUCCAACUUCCUUAACUUGUAGGCUACAAACAUCAGCAUUCAGCACAGCCAGUAUUGCUGUUAGAGUGGCCAGAACCAAAAUUUUGAUUAAGGAGUUUAAAAGUAAUUAUAACAACUAAUUGAAGGGUCAACAUCUUAUAUUAUAUAACAUAAAAAUAUUAAUUAUAUAUAAAUAUAUAAUUUUCUGAUACGCGCUAGCAUCAACAUUUCCGUUUCCCACCAACUCCCAUACAGGCGGCUCAUUGACUCCUGUUUAGAGCUGCAGAGAAAUAAAUGGCUAUGUUAGUAGCAGCCCGUCGAUUAUCAGCUGUAUCAGAUUCACUGCGUUAUUCUUAUAGCUGGAGGUUUUUCUCAACGUCUUUCAGAGAGGAAAGAGAUACAUUUGGUCCUAUUCUUGUUCCAUCUGACAAGUUAUGGGGGGCACAAACUCAAAGAUCAUUGCAGAAUUUUGAAAUUGGGGGUGAUCGUGAAAGAAUGCCUGAGCCAAUCAUACGUGCAUUCGGUAUUCUUAAAAAGUGUGCAGCCAAGGUGAACAUGGACUAUGGCCUUGACCAAUCUAUUGGAAAAGCAAUAAUGCAAGCAGCUGAAGAGGUUGCAGAAGGAAAAUUGAAUGACCAUUUUCCUUUGGUGGUUUGGCAAACUGGCAGUGGCACUCAAAGUAACAUGAAUGCUAACGAGGUUAUUGCAAAUCGAGCAGCUGAAAUACUUGGCCAUAAGCCAGGAGACAAACAUGUGCAUCCAAAUGACCAUGUAAAUAGAUCGCAAUCUUCAAAUGAUACAUUUCCUACGGUGAUGCACAUUGCUGCAGCGAUGGAGCUAAAUAAAAGAUUAGUACCAAACUUGAAGCAGUUGCAUACUUCACUAAAUUCAAAGUCAGUCGAAUUCAAGGACAUUAUAAAGAUUGGGCGAACCCACACACAAGAUGCAACACCUUUGACUCUUGGACAAGAGUUUAGUGGCUAUGCAACUCAAGUGAAAUAUGGAAUCGAUAGAGUUUUAUGCACCCUUCCACGCAUGUAUCAGCUCGCACAAGGGGGCACAGCAGUGGGGACGGGAUUGAAUACAAAGAAAGGGUUUGACAUAAAAAUUGCUGCAGCAGUUGCAGAGGAAACAAAUUUGCCAUUUGUAACAGCUGAAAACAAGUUUGAAGCAUUGGCGGCUCAUGAUGCAUUUGCUGAAACUAGUGGAGCCUUAAAUACCGUGGCUGCUUCCCUUAUGAAGAUUGGGAAUGAUAUACGCUUCUUGGGAAGUGGUCCCCGCUGUGGUCUUGGCGAGCUUAUUCUUCCCGAAAAUGAACCUGGAAGCAGUAUAAUGCCUGGCAAGGUAAAUCCUACUCAGUGUGAGGCUCUCACCAUGGUCUGUGCUCAGGUUAUGGGGAAUCAUGUGGCUGUUACUGUUGGUGCAUCAAAUGGCCAUUUUGAGCUGAAUGUCUUCAAGCCGAUGAUUGCUAAUGCUCUCCUACAGUCAGUAAGAUUGCUAGGUGACGCAUCUGCUUCUUUUGAAAAGAAUUGUGUGAGGGGUAUCCAAGCUAACAGAGAGAGAAUUGCUAAAUUGUUGCACGAGUCACUCAUGCUCGUCACAUGUUUGAACCCAAAAAUUGGUUAUGAUAAUGCUGCGGCAGUUGCCAAGAAAGCCCACAAGGAGGGAACCAGUUUAAAGGAUGCUGCUCUCAAUCUAGCAGUUCUCAACUGUGAAGAGUUUGAUCAACUUGUAGUCCCUGAGAAAAUGAUCGGUCCAACUGACUGAUCUGAUUCAGUAGUUCUUUGUAAUGGGAGAUAGAGGACCAUGGUUGUGGCCAGUGGGUGCAUCAUACUAGCUUCUUUUGUCCAUCAAAUUCGACGACGGAAAUAAACAUUUGACACAAUUCUUGAGGUUUUUUCAUUCCUUUGCAAUUUAUCAGCAAUUGGCUGAGGGAAUGCCUCCAUUUUUGUAAUGAAACCCUGAGCAAAAGCCAGGUAAAUAAUGAACUGAAAAUUAUUUUUUGAGGUUGAGCAGUGAACGAUGAGGGAGAAAAAUAUCUUUUAUGAAAUGGAAACCUUUGACUAACUUAUCAAA